GGAUGCUAUACAAAUAUUGCACUAGUAAAAUAUAACCCCAACAACAAUCACGUUAUUUUUUUAGUUUCUCGAUAGGGCCUCAAUAAGGUCUAGGCUAGUCUUGAACUUGAAACCCUUUUGCGUGAGAUGACAGGCUUUAGCUGCCAGGCGCUUGGACAUUUUUUUCAGUAUUACACCCGAGACUUUAAAUGAAUGGGAUGGACCCUGGUACUCAGAUACAGCUGUCCUUGAAGGUGACAGGAUCCAGGGUCUUGAGGAAAUGGGUGGAGUUUUCUAUCUCAAAGCCCCGCGGCAUGGUGUGGGGGUGGUGUUGGAAGGUUUAGGCUCUGCUGGGGAAGAAGGAGUUAAAUGCCUCCGCACCUCAGCAGGGCAUCAGAUUUCUCGGGUCCAGGUUCUUCCAGGAAGGGGUGGAGCUAGGCUGGCCCCUGGGCCUCUCAGUAGCCUCAGUCCUGGGUAAGUCCUGCUAAGAAAGCAUGGAACACUGUCUAAGAAAGAGGCUGUUACUGGACAUCCUCACCUGACUAUCCCCAAGUGCACAGCCAUGGCCCAGUUUCCGCCUCUAGGCCAUGGAUUCCCUCCAGAGCCUGUGAAUCACCCCCUGGGAGGUCCUAGGGGGCUGGACGUUGCCGGACCUACCAUCUGCCCUGCACCUGAGGAGGAGCCGAGCAGGCCAGAGCAGGUCCAGGCCUCCUUGGACGCGCCUGAGCAAUUCGUGGAUGAACCGGAGAGCGCCGAGUCUGCCACCAGCCCCUCAAAACUACCCCUGGCCUCUUCCCAUGAGCAUCAAGAUGGGGGCAAGCCCUGUGAGCACUCCGUCUCUGGUCUGGAAGUACUAGAAGCUGAACAGGACAGCCUACAUCUUUGUCUGUUGGGGUUGAAGUUCCGGCUGCAGGACCUGGAACAAGGCCUUGCAUCUUGGACGCUGGCCCACAACAGGAUUGUCCAGCUGCAGGCCCUGCAGGCAGAGCUCCAAGGGGCAGCCGAACGUGUGGAUGCAUUGCUUGUAUUUGGUGAGGGCCUGGCAGAGAGGAGUGAGCCCAGGGCCUGGACAUCCCUGGAGCAGGUCCUGAGGGCCCUUGGAACCCAUCGAGACACCAUCUUCCAACGGCUCUGGCAGCUGCAGGCCCAGUUGAUCAGCUAUAGCCUGGUGCUUGAGAAGGCCAACCUCCUGGACCAGGACUUGGAAGUUGAGGGAGACUCAGACGGGCCAGCAGCUGGUGGAGUCUGGGGGCCCUGGGCACCCAGUAUCUUCCCCACUCCUGCAGAGUUGGAGUGGGACCCAGCAGGGGAUGUUGGGGGUCUUGGACCCUCAGGGCAAAAGAUAUCUCGGAUACCAGGAGCUCCCUGUGAGCUGUGUGGCUACAGGGGAUCCCAGAGCAGUGGACAGGGCUUUGAGGACCUGCUCUCACUGGGGCUUGGCCACCGGAAACAUUUGGCGGCUCACCAUCGAAGGCGUCUCCAGAAGCCUCAGGACAAGAAGAGGCAAGGAUCUCCUAGUCUGCCCGAUGCGAUGCUGGAAGUGGAUCGUGGGGUCCCAGCUCCUGCUUCCAGGCGGCCCCUGACCCUCCUCCUUCUCCUUCUCUUCCUCCUUCUGGUGGGUGCCACAUUGUUGCUGCCCUUGUCGGGGGUCCCCUGCUGUUCUCAUACCCGGCUGGCCAGGACGCCCUACCUGGUGCUCAGCUAUGUCAAUGGUCUCCCUCCGAUCUGAGUCCACCAGCCCAGACGUGUGCAUUAAAUGUUCACUUUCAAGA
Rattus rattus (black rat) is the source of this 1751-nucleotide messenger RNA. It is a transcript of the gene Syne4, whose product is annotated as spectrin repeat containing nuclear envelope family member 4. The record is from RefSeq and is a predicted model, not a curated record. Lineage: Eukaryota; Metazoa; Chordata; Mammalia; Rodentia; Muridae. The coding region runs from base 542 to 1708 and encodes 388 amino acids. The transcript has 9 exons. Gene Ontology annotation, cellular component: nuclear envelope; nuclear outer membrane; meiotic nuclear membrane microtubule tethering complex. Gene Ontology annotation, biological process: establishment of epithelial cell apical/basal polarity.